GGUAAAUCAAAGAAUGUUAAUCUGAUUGCCCCACUCCGAAGCCAACGUUCAAUUCAUGCAAUAGAAGAAUCAACAUAAUUCAGCAGUGAAGUCACAAUUGAUGUUGCAAUUGAAUACAAAUUGAUUUGGCAAUGUUUAAUGGAGAAAUCCUGUGUCAGAACAUGUACUGCUCAAUCAACGGGAACUGACGCUGGUGUUUCAGAGGAUGAUUCUUCUUUUGAUGACUUUUUUUAAUGUUGGCAAACAGUUUAUGUUACUUCAGGGGAUGACAUUGCUUCCGCAGGGAAAUCAUGAUAGAACUACAGAACCAAUUCUCUCUUCAAAUUCAGUUUUAUACUUGACAUGAUUUGAUUUAUUGUAGGUUUACAGUCUCCAACUUGAGGCCUUUUCAGUUGCCAUUAAGAGAUUAGAUCCCGGCUUGCCGAAACCUAAGCUCCAGUUUGUCAGCAGAUGUAGAAAUAAAUCAGAUGAAGAUAGACUACGAAUCUUAAAAGAGAAAUCAAUUGAGUUGAAUGUGAAUGAACAAGUGGAAUUCCACAAGAAUGUAACAUACAGGCUUAUAAAUGGGAGGAGAAGCUGAGUUGUAACCUGUUUUGUGCAGGUAGCACGUCCUGAUUCUGUGCAGUUUGUUGUAAUGGAUUACCGAAUGAAUGUGAUGAUAUGGAGUUAUUGGAUGCAGAGUUUAUAAGGGUUAAUAACAGUUGGGGAAAAUGAAGAUUAUGCUGCACGACACAUGGUCCUCGGAUUACGGUAAAUAAUAUUUGAAAGAUUUCUAUAUUGAAGGAAGCAUGGAUUUCUAAUGCUUAAGUUGCAAACGAGGAAUGAGGAGUUCUUUUAUUCCUGACUGCCGUGUUAAUCUAUUUCUGAAUGUGAAUGCAGUUUAUUUUAUGAUCCCUUUGCCAAUAAAAUUUAUGAUUAUGCCAAUGGAAUUGCUGCUUUGAGGUCUUUAAAGCUAGAAACCAUGAUCCCAGCUCAGCUGUCAUUUAAAGAUUAUCCUGGUAGGAUACUCUACCUUGAUAGUUCCAUCAGCAUGUCCAUUUAAGACAUGGCCAUUGAGGUAAAGCAAAGAAAGCACCUCCCUGUUUGAGUAUUCAAAUUCUGAUGUUGUUAUUUACGUUGGCUGUGGAGAACGUGUGGAAAUGAAAUGGCUGAGGUAAAAUGUGAAAAGUGGAUUCGCGAUGAAGAUAGUCAUUCAGAGGAGUCUAACGCAACAUGGUGGUUACCUAGACUGAUAGGGCAGGAACACAACAUCACUUUAGAUUGGCCAUACCCUUUCGCAGAAGGAAGAUUAUUUGUUCUCACUUUAACUGCUGGCUUGGAAGGUUACCAUGUUAUUGUGGACGGAAAGCACGAGACAUAUUUUCCCUAUCGCACGGGCUUCUCUCUUGAGGAUGCUACAGGUCUAUCUAUAAAAAGGGAUAUCGAUGUGCACUCUAUAUAUGCUGCUUCUUUACCAACAUCACAUCCAGUUUCUGCACCACAGAUGCAUCUAGAAUUACUUCCUCAAUGGAAAGCUCCACCUAUUCUCGAUAAGAAUGUUGAGCCCUUCAUUGGAAUACUUUCUGCCGGCAACCAUUUUGCGGAACGAAUGGUAGUAAGAAAAUCAUGGAUGCAACAUAAGCUAAUCAAAUCUUCACAUGUUGUAGCUCGAUUCUUUGUUGCUCUGGUAAGAGAAGUCUUUAAGCAUCUGCUCAGUGAAGUCUUUAAGCAUCUACUGAGAAAAGUCUUUCCCUACAAAGAUCCGUAACAAUAAAGAUGGUUUAUAAAAUCUUUCAUCUAUGAUAGAAACUGCAUGGAUAAUAUGGGAUUUGGAAAUGACAUCCCAAUUUUUUAUUGAUAUAUCACAUUCAAUGCAUGUUCUACUAAGAUGUAAUUGAUACUUUUAUAAUAGAAACAUAUUUUUUUCAAUUUAAAGAUUAAUUGUACUAUCAAAGUUAAA
Messenger RNA from Vicia villosa (hairy vetch), 1939 nucleotides. RefSeq names its product hydroxyproline O-galactosyltransferase GALT5-like. Gene Ontology annotation, molecular function: carbohydrate binding. The coding region runs from base 1145 to 1747 and encodes 200 amino acids. Lineage: Eukaryota; Viridiplantae; Streptophyta; Magnoliopsida; Fabales; Fabaceae. The transcript is spliced from 10 exons. The record is from RefSeq and is a predicted model, not a curated record.